This is a messenger RNA of Copidosoma floridanum, 1263 nucleotides long. RefSeq names its product vesicle-trafficking protein SEC22 (gene Sec22). Gene Ontology annotation, molecular function: SNAP receptor activity. Lineage: Eukaryota; Metazoa; Arthropoda; Insecta; Hymenoptera; Encyrtidae. Gene Ontology annotation, biological process: endoplasmic reticulum to Golgi vesicle-mediated transport; retrograde vesicle-mediated transport, Golgi to endoplasmic reticulum. The record is from RefSeq and is a predicted model, not a curated record.
GAGUGUAGAGCUCCGUAACGGUUCGUAAUUAAUUAUGUUCUUUGCCUAAAAUUAAGUACUGAUCUAAAAUUCACGAUUAAACGAGGUUUGAGUUACACCAUCUAUAAUCUUAAGUACUUAAGUACGGCAGUGUGACCCUAAUUUGUCAAACGUCAGCUGUUAAUAUUUUGGUGAUAGCGGCGUGCUUGUAACUACAAAUGUUAACAGCAACUUGUUGGUGAGACAGACAAUUUCAAGAUUGACAACUAUAAAAGAAGGCAAAUCGAUAAACGACUGUGAAGAUGAUUCUGCUGACACUGAUAGCCAGGGUGAGCGACGGCUUACCGCUGGCAGCUGCGAUGCAAGAGGAUGAGCAGGUUAGAAUUCCAACGGGGCGAAGUAUUUUGGAAUAUCAAAAUCAAGCGAAAAUGUUGUUCAGAAAAUUAGGUCCACAGUCCCCUGCAACGUGUACCAUCGAAACUGGACCAUAUUAUUUUCAUUAUCUCAUAGAUAAUGACGUGUGUCAUUUAGUCUUGUGUGAAAAGAAUUUUGGCAAGCGUGCUGCAUUCUCUUAUUUAGAAGACAUUGCGCAAGAAUUUCAUAUUCAAUAUGGCAAAAAAGUUAAUUCAGUAACGAGACCUUACACAUUUAUUGAAUUUGACACAUAUUUAAAAAAGGCGAAAAAUACAUUUUCUGACGGAAGAGCACGACGCAACAUGAAUGUAUUGAAUAAUCAGCUUCAAGAUGUUCAGAGAAUCAUGGUGCAAAACAUUGAUGAUGUAUUGCAAAGAGGAACAGUUCUUUCAGAGUUAGAUACAAAAGCACAUGGUUUAUUGACAAUGUCUACCAAGUAUCGAAAAGAUGCAGCAUAUUUGAACUACAAAUCUGUAUACAUUAAAGCGGUAGCUGGAUUAGUUGCUUUUUCAGUCUUUGUUUUGUACUUUUUUAUACUUUAGAAAAGUACAGAAACUUGCCAAGCAAGAUAUUAUUUUGAAAGGAACUAGUUUUAUAAUCUUUAAAUAUUAAUGUAUUUUGAAAAAAAAAUUUUGUUGGUCACUUAUUCCGUUUAUAAUAAAUUUAUACAAAUUUUUGUAUACCCAACUAUGUUUUUAAACAACUAAUUAUUUUUAAUAUGAUAUUGUCAUUGUAAAUGUUACUAUAAGUAUCUUAUUUUUCAAAUAAUGUAAAUCGUAUGUCCACGUUUUUAGAGGUAUGCAACUGAAUUAAGAGGGAUGUUGAUUAUGAAUGUAUUAUAAUGGAACCUAUUGAUGUUGAAAUAUUUAU